AUGCCCGCCAAAGGCAACUGUUUGGGAAUUCUGCCCUUUGGUCAGAAUCUGUUCGCGAAAGGAUUUUGUUUUGUGCUGCUUGGUGUAUCAUUGGGAUUUUCGAGCUACUGGCGCUCCAGCUUCGACUAUGAAUUUGACUACGUUUUCCUGAACGAUCGAUUCUCCAGAACCAUCGACCUGAGCAACUUUGUUGCCCUAGUUUUGGGUCAUGCUAUCAUCGUAUUGGAGCUACUGUGGGGAAAUUGCAGCAAAGAUGUGGAUAGGCAACUUCAGGCGAUUCAUACCCAAAUAAAACUGCAACUGGAUACUCCGAAUAGCACGGAUCGUGUGCGGAGAUACUGCAAUUGGAUCUACGGAUCCGCCCUCAUCAUACGAUGGCUACUAUUUAUCGUAGUGACUAUAUAUAGUAAUCGUGCUCUUACCAAUUACGCCACCUACUCGGAAUUGGUUUUGCUGGCUCCUUUUACCGAGUUCACACUGUACUGUGCUGUGAUUUGGUUUAUUUAUCAAGAACUUAUCGUUGGAGGCUCCAAUGUCCUGGAUGAAUUGUACAGAACCCGUUUUGAGAUGUGGUCCAUACGCCGCUUAUCCCUGCAGAAAUUGGAGAAGGUGCAGGCAAUCCAUAACUCUUUGUGGCAGGCAAUCCGUUGUCUGGAGUCCUACUUUCAACUGAGCCUGAUCACCCUGCUCAUGAAGUUCUUCAUCGAUACUUCUGCCCUGCCAUACUGGCUCUACCUCAGCAGAGUUGAGCACACAAGGGUGGCUGUGCAGCACUACGUCGCUAUGGAUGAGUGCAUCAAACUCUUAGAGACUAUAGUGCCCUGCUAUCUCUGCACGCGAUGUGAUGCACUGCAGCGAAAGUUUCGAUGUAGUAGUCAACUAAAUGCGGCUCUUAGAAGUUUAAACCUUCAGAUGAGUCAGGAGAAAUAUAAAUUUUGUGCAGGAGGAAUGGUGGACAUAAACACAGAUAUGCUGGGAAAGUUCAUUUUUGGAAUGAUCAGCUAAAUUGUGAUCUGCAUCCAGUUUAGCAUCAACUUCAGAGCCAAGAAAAUGAGCACAGACUGUCAAAACAUCACAUCCACAAGUGCCCCCGUUUAA
Drosophila sechellia is the source of this 1098-nucleotide messenger RNA. It is a transcript of the gene Gr98a, whose product is annotated as Gustatory receptor 98a. Gene Ontology annotation, cellular component: axon; neuronal cell body; membrane. NCBI's taxonomy places the organism in Eukaryota, Metazoa, Arthropoda, Insecta, Diptera, Drosophilidae. The record is from RefSeq and is a predicted model, not a curated record. Gene Ontology annotation, biological process: male courtship behavior; chemosensory behavior; sensory perception of taste.